Molecule: messenger RNA, 5539 nt
Organism: Haliotis rubra (blacklip abalone)
Lineage: Eukaryota; Metazoa; Mollusca; Gastropoda; Lepetellida; Haliotidae
Product: receptor-like kinase TMK2
Exons: 14
Coding region: 86-1939 (617 amino acids)
Biological process (GO): protein phosphorylation
Molecular function (GO): ATP binding; protein tyrosine kinase activity
Source: RefSeq, a predicted model, not a curated record
AUCAGCUGUCACUAGUAGCGUUUCCCAGUUAGUUGGUUGUUCUUCAGUAUAGCACAAGACCAAAACAUACGACGGAUACCAAAAUAUGAUGUCGAAGGUCUGUCUGUUUUUCUUUACACUGGCAAUGUACAAAUGCCCAGUGUCACUGUCAACUAAAGCUCAGGGGAGUUCAAUGGACCUUGGGUUGAUAACGCAAAGUAACUGCCGAGUGGUCGUCAAUGAUACGGACGAACUUAUCAACUUACAGCCGCUCCAGAGAACCGACGGCCACCCAAGGUUCACGACAGUGUUCAAGGCUCAGAAUCAGUUGUGGAACUACACCUUCAACCCAUGUGUUCCGUACACCCUUCCUUUCAAGAACCCCCACGAACCUUUUGGUGAUCGCUGUCAUUCUGUAUCGAUCUGCCAGUACAGUGAUAUACAAGAGCCUGGCUUCUACUAUGCGUUGGUCGUGCAAGAUAAGGCUUACUUCAAGGCAGGACGGGACCGCCAGGACUUGCUUCAUGUUGAACUGCGAUUCAGAGGAGUAGAGUCAAUGAGGCGGAGAGAAGUUGUUGUACGGCUGGUUUGUGAUGAGGAGAGGACAUUGGUUGAAGAUGGACUGUUUCGGAUUGUAAAGGACAUCGGCCGAGGAGAGCCUGUGGAAGCAGAGCUUCAUCACAAAUGCUGUUGUCCCAAUGGCUGUUUAGGAAAGUCUCUGGAUGAGUCCAAGGGGAAGAAGGGAGCAGAUGGUGGGACGUUGCUGAUCCUGGUGGGGACGGUGGUCACAUUGCUGUUUGUUGCUGCUGCUAUCGGGGGUCUGUGUUACAUCAAGAGCACCCAGCUGCAGAUCUACUACAAGUUACCAGGUCUGUACAAUGCCCCACCAAGUGCAAGCACAUCGGGUCCGUCGAGGAUGGAACGAGGAUUGAACCCAAACUUGUCUCGACCUGUUGCCUACCGAGACUAUGAGCCCACGACGACCCUUAGAAAAAAACUACUUCCUGUUUUGGAUGAUGCCAUUAUAUCUGUGGACAGUGUGGAGCUUGGUCAGAGACUGGGAGGUGGAAUCUUUGGGGAUACGCACAUCGCCACCUGGCAGGACAUGACGGUCGCGGUCAAGAGGAUGACCAUCAAUAUCCAUGGCAACCAAGUUACCGAAGCAACCAUGGAAUUUAUGAAGAGUGAAGUGUGGUUUCACAGCCGACAGCGCCACAAGAACAUCGUGACAGUGGUGGGCCUCUGCCUGGACGGCAAACACCCCUACAUCAUCACAGAGUACGUCAACGGAGAGUGCCUCAAGGACGUCAUCAAACAUAAAGGAACCGAACUCACAUGGCCUCAGAGAGUCAAGAUGUGUCAUGGAGUGGCCGACGGCAUGGCCUUCCUGCACUCCACCAAGCCCCCAAUCAUCCAUCGCGAUCUCCGCUGUGCCAACCUCUUCCUGCUGCAAGAUGACAUCAUCAAGGUGGCUGACUUUGGUUUGGUGAAACUGUUGCAGCCAGUCAGACAGGAGUGUCUACAAGAUGACUGCUGUUGUCAGCGUCAGUACAGUGCAUGUCCUGCUUCAUUCCGAUGGACGGCGCCGGAGCUCCUGAACCACCCCACAGCCCAGGAGGACGAUGCGGUCAUCACAACAGCAUGUGAUGUGUUUUCUUAUGGUGUCAUCAUGUGGGAGAUCAUUGUGUGUGCUGACCCCUUCGAUCACCUCCAAACAGAACAAGAGGUGAUGAAAGCAGUACAAAGUGGACGGCGGCCAGAUAUUCCGACUUCCGCUGAGGUUAUGCCUCAAUACAGGGAGAUGCUGAGAGAAUGUUGGUGCCAGGAGCCACAGAAUCGACCCACGUUUAAACAGGUUGCAGUCCGACUUAGGGAAAUCUCCCAUCAGUCAAGAUCCUUUCAGAAAGUUGUAAACAACAAACACAAACACCGAGAACAGACUCUGAAUGUGCAAGUGUAGUUUGUGAAGCAAGGACUUUCUUGUGACCUCUGGGACAUGUUGAUUCAGGGGCAACUAGGGACAGAGAUCUGAGAACUUGUUGAUUCAAGGUCACAUACAAGUGAUCGUUGAAGGGACUCGUGGGUGUCUGUCCAAGUCUUGGACUGGGGAUGUGGCACCUUCGGACUGGGACUGAUCCUACGAUGAACAAUACCAGUUCUGAUAUAUCCCAAUCACAUCCCAACACAAUAUCAUCUUGGAAAACUUGUUUGACUGUUGUUACCAUGGAAACAGGAAAGCUGUCUUUCUUCAGUGCUGCCAAAUUCAUCUCCUGCUUACUGUGUAUAUAAAAGCUAGCCCAGUCAGACACUACUGUGUCACAUUGGAGGGACCUACAGGAAUACUUUGAGUUAGAAGAUCAGUGCUGAUAACGUGAGAACCAUGGAUAGUGUCCACAUGAUCAGUGCUGAUAACAUGAGAAUUGUGGAUAGUUUCCUCCAUAUGAUCAGGGGUGAUAACAUGAGAAUUGUGGAUAGUUUCCUCAUGAUCAGUGCUGAUAACAUGAGAAUUGUGGAUAGUUUCCUCAUGAUCAGUCCUGAUAACAUGAGAAUUGUGGAUAGUUUCCUCCAUAUGAUCAGAGGUGAUAACAUGAGAACCAUGGAUGGUGUCCACAUGAUCAGAGGUGAUAAUGAAGGUCAGCUUACUUGUGGCCUGCAGCGAGGACAUCAUCAUGUGAAGUACCCACUACUUAAUGUACUACAUGUAACCUAUAUUAAACAGAGUUAUGUCCCCUGAUGACAGGAUCCAGUGCUUGCUGGUAGUUUGACUCCCAGAGAGAUGAAACACUAGUUAUUCUUCCUGCAAGGUGGGGAAUACACCAUUUCAUAUUCAUUUUCAUAUUCAAAGAGAUGUGAGAAUAUCUGAUGUAUCUAUCCCACAUGUUUACGCCCAUCCCACACCCACCAUAUUUCAAUACCAAAAUCCGAGGUCGGACCCUGACCUGUUUGAUGUAUACUUCUUGGAUAUUCCCUGUUGUGAUUUUAAGAUGUUUUAUUGUCAUAAAUUGUGCAAUACAUUUACAAUGAACUGGUUAUUUAAUCCAAAUGACAGCAGAUUAUUAUAUCUUAAGGAAAAUGAAAUGGCUCUCUGUUCUUCUUAGUAAGUAUAUUUUAUAUCUACAUAUUGGUGGCCAGAUGUUUGACAACAGGCACGUAUAUGUUUGUAAACAUGGCAAUAUAUUUGUUAAUGAGUGUGACUGUUCAAAUGUUUGUAGAUGUAAUGGGCAGGAUUGAUUGAUUGUGUGUUGUUUACCAAAGUGCCCAAUAGCGUUCUAGAAUAAUGAAUGUUCAAUAUUCACCUGUGGAGAGAUGAUCCAUUUAAUAACACACUUAUUGAACACUGUUAUUGAACAGUGUUUAAUGAUAUCACGUGUAGAUGAGACUGUUCAUGGCAUCAACUUGCCUGUUGACUGGUAGCAUCGAUAGCUCCAUGCACCUGUUUCCUAGAUGGAUAAGCAAAUCAUUAUAGACUAUUUUUAACAAAAUAUACUAUUGUUUUAUUGACAUCCAUCAGCCUAUUAAUGAGUUAUCUCAGUUCACAUUGAUCUGUUGCAGGAAUUGCGAACUAAUAUGUUUGGAGAAAGGGUAGAGACAUUUUUGGGGAUUUCUCUGGUCAUGGCUUAGUGUUCAUGGCGUCAGUAAGACAAAAUAUACUGAAGGAAAAAAGAUAUGGAUCAUGAAUAUUCAUUUUGAUAUAUGAUUGAUAUUGUGUGUUGAUUGUACUUACGACUGUGUAGGACUUUGGACCAAGUAGACAGUUGUGAGAAAUGUCUGCAUGUCAAUCAAUGCAAUGUUUUGUCAUGAAUAUUUUAUGUUCCAGAACUGUGCCCAUGCUGUUGCUUACCAGUAAUUACAUUGAGCUCCAAAUAUCAAAUCUUACUAACAGAUAACCCAUCUGCUGACUCUGGGAAAUUGCAGAGUCACGUGACACGUAACUCGAACGUCAAUCGUUGUACAGGCACCCUGACACUGAUCUUGGGCAUUGAUCUUAUUGUUCAAUGCAAAUGUUACGAAGAUGUUGUUAAAAUUGGCAUGGUAUUAUUUCAUAUAAUGGAUCUUUGAGAAAGCUGCACAUUGUAUUGCCAGCAGCACCAUGAUAGAGGGUCUAUUUUCCAUCUUCCUCUAUGAAUGUUGUAUUCAUAAGCCAAGAAUAUUUUUAAACAUUUUUUGCAACAUAGAAUUUGUAUAAGUUUCAUAAUAUGAGUCAAAUAUAUUACGAUACCAUUUUUACUUCAGGUGCUUUUUUUGAUAAGUUAUUUCGGGGUACUAGCACUAGAUAUUUAUCCUAUUUAGCCAGUACAUAACGCCAUACUGUGACUUGUGUGCCGGCCGGAGACUGACUGGCGAUAUGAUAUCAGGGUCCUUGACAUACGGGUCAUGGGAUGAUUCUGAUUGGGAUAGAGUGCAGGGGUCAGAGGAAGGUUAGGUCGCAAGGGUAUGGUCACAUCAUUGGUAGGUCAUAGGUCAUGAGGGUGGGGUUGAACGUCAUGGGUGCUUUCAGAUCCACUGGUCGAAGGGGGUUGUUUACAUGUGUCAUUUACAGAUAAUCAAUCCACUUAGAUAUUGAGGCAAGUUCAUUUCAUCUGUGGUGAUUCCAGGUUAGAAUUAAUAAGAAUAUUCUUCUUGUUAAAGAUGACAUGGAUUAUAUGGUCAGACUUGGUUGCUGACCAGUCUGUUGUCUAGUCCAUACUAUAUGCUUUACUGGCCUUUGUCUUGUAGCUGGAAUAUUGCUGAGUGUGGCUUUAAACAACAAAAACAUAUAUUUCACUGACCUUGGCAAAAUUUCAAACCUUUUCUGAAGGAAUGUGCUUUCCCCCACCAGCUAGUAUUGCCAUGGAAACAUUUGCAGUCAACCAUUAUGAUGUUUUUGAACGGCCAAGGCUUUGGCUGCCAAGCUGUGGUCUUUACAUGAGCCAGGCUGUCAAAACUUGUACUCCUCCUAGUCUGUCAGUCCUGCCAUCAAGGGUCAGGGUCGUUAAGAGGGUCAAGGUCAUCAGACGUUUUCUGAAGGGGCAAGGUCAGUGGUUGUCAGAAAGGACAAGGAAUGUCUGAGGUCUUUGGGAGGUAUAGGGUCAUUGGGGUCAGCAUUUGUUUUAAUUGGGUAUCACAGAGCUUAGAUCAAAUUGAAUCUUCUGCAGCUACAGUGUUACACUGACUUAUGUCUGGAUAUCAAUUCUGUGUCAGCAGGAGUUUAGCUUGUCCUACAUAGAUAAUUUUUGUGUCACAGUAUUUUCUGACUUAGUUGACUUAUUACAUGGAUGUAAGUACCGAACAAGAUCAGACUGGCUUCUUUUAGGAUUAUCUGACUUAGUGGACUUAUUACAAUAAUAUUCUGUCUACUGUUUUGUGGGGCUUACAGUCUGUUUGACAUGAUCUCAGAGUAACUUAGUGUACCCCAGCUCCACACUGCAACUAAUGUGGCACACAGUGCAGUGAGCUUUUAACAUGUAGAGAAUGAUUCUUAUUACAAUCUACACCACUGUGUCUAUUUAUCGAUAACACUCAUGUCAAGAUCGUUCUUUGUGUUUUUGUCCCAUGACAUAAAGAUUUCAAAAGCUGUAAA